AUGGUCCGGGCCAUCGUUCCUGAUCACCUGAGAAGCUCUUCGCGGAUAGACCCCGCGGAUGGACACAUGAUGCGCCCCAAGGUGUUCAUUAUUGCCAUGGUGAAGCCACUCCCCCUAUUCAAACCAGAAGCCGCAAAUUGGCUGUCCAAAGACAGCGAGGUCAGUUUCACUCGUACUGUGCCUCUACUGGGUCUUUCACGAGCAUACGACACCAUCCACUGCACUGAAGAUGGGUCGGUAUGCUUGAUGACCGCAGGGACCGGAUUGAUCAAUGCAGCUCUGUCGGUCUCAGCGCUCACGUCUUCGAGUCGGUUCGACCUGUCCAAGUCCUAUUUCAUCCUGAGUGGGAUCGCUGGUGUCAAUCCUAGGGUCAGCACCAUCGGCGCCGUGACUUUUGCCAAGUUCGCUAUUCAAGUCGAUACACAGAUGGAAUGGGACGGCAGAGACAUUCCAUCCAGCUGGUCCACCGGGUACGUGCCAAUGGGUGCACCUUCGCCCGAGUCCUUCCCAAGAUACAUACAUGGGACAGAGGUAUUUGAGCUGAACGAUGACUUGAGACAAAUCGUCAUGUCUUUCGCUCGCAAUGCCGACCUCGAGGACUCGGAAGAAGCCGCCAAAUACCGAGCAAAAUACCCUGGAGCUGCAGACGACAUGUACCGCGCUGCUACAUCAAAGCCAUGCGUCACCGAAGGCGACGUGCUUUCUUCCAAUGUAUUUUGGCACAGCUACCGCUUGUCCGAGGCUAUGGCACAUGUUGCCAAGGUGUACACAUCUGGCCAGGCCAACUACGUCAUGACGGCCCAGGAGGAUUCCGCUAUUCUGGCGGCGCUGCUUCGAGCUGCCCUCCAGCACAAAGUAGACUUCUCCCGGAUCAUUCUGAUGCGGUCAGGGUCCAAUUUCGAUCGUGAACCUCCUGGUUCUGAGCUUCCUGAGCUUCCCUUCGUUCUAGAUCACGGAGGGCUACAGCCUUCACUUCGGAACCUCUAUCUCUCCGGAGUCAGAGUCAUCGAAGGUAUCCUAAAGGGAUGGACUACUACUUUUGAAAGGGGUGUCGCGGCUACAAACUAUUUUGGGGAUGUCCUUGGUUCACUCGGGGGUCUUCCGGACUUUGGGCCGUGUAACAGCUAA
Thyridium curvatum is the source of this 1128-nucleotide messenger RNA. RefSeq lists its product as uncharacterized. Gene Ontology annotation, cellular component: endoplasmic reticulum. The coding region runs from base 1 to 1128 and encodes 375 amino acids. The transcript is spliced from 3 exons. Lineage: Eukaryota; Fungi; Ascomycota; Sordariomycetes; Thyridiales; Thyridiaceae. Gene Ontology annotation, molecular function: catalytic activity. Gene Ontology annotation, biological process: transmembrane transport; nucleoside metabolic process. The record is from RefSeq and is a predicted model, not a curated record.